AAAUGGAUAUAAGGUUGUUUGAGUCUGCUCGGACUGGAAACGUCAUGGACUUGCACAAGUUACUAAGGGAAAAUCCUUUAAUCCUGCACACCAUCUCAAUUUAUUCUUGCGAAAAUCCCUUACAUGUUGCUUCAGCUGCAGGGCAUGUUGGUUUUGUUGGAGAGAUUUUGGGACUAAGGCCCGAGUAUGCCAACGAAGUAAAUAAAGAUGGUUUUAGCCCUCUUCAUAUUGCUGCUGCCAACGGGCAUAUUGAGGUUGUAAGAGAGCUGCUGAGUGUUGACCGGAAACUAUGCUGCCUAGAGGGAAGAGAGAAAAAGACUCCUCUCCAUCUUGCUGCUAUGAUAGGGAGGAUUGACGUAAUCACUGAAAUGCUUUUGAGUUGUGCAGAGUGUAUUGAAGGUGUGACAGUUCAAAGGGAGACUGCUCUACACCUUGCCACUAAGAAUAGCCAGUUUGAGGCAGUCAAAGUAAUGGUUGAUUGGAUUAUAGAGAUGAAGAAAGAAGACGUCUUAAAUCUCAAGGAUGAGCAAGGCAAUACAGUUCUGCAUCUAGCAACCUGGAAAAAACAACGGCAGGUGAUAGAAUUAGUACUUGGCACUGGAACAACAGUUACAUCAGGCGCGCUGGAAGUAAAUGCAGUAAACCAAAGUGGUCUUACCGCCCUGGAUGUCCUACAGAUUUUUCCUAGUGAAGCCGGUGACAGAGAAAUAGCUGACAUUCUUCAACAUGCUGGAGCCGUGAGAGCUAGAGAUGUUAUGAUCUCUCCAACUUCUUCCUGUGAAUCUCAUAAUCAAGUAAUAAACCAGCCCAGAGCACCGCAGAGAUCACGAAGGCAGACAGAUAACUUGGUGGAGUAUUUCAAGUUUAAGAAGGGCAGAGACCCUCCCAGUGAAGCUCGCAGUGCUUUAUUAGUGAUAGCUGUUUUGGUGGCAACUGCCACUUUCCAGGUUGGACUCAGCCCUCCAGGCGGUACUUGGCAAGAUAAUAGUUCUCCAAAUCAGACCAAUGGCACCAGCAUCACUAGUGCAUACUCUGCAGGGACCUCCAUCAUGGGAACCAGCAACGGAAUUGCUUUUGCACUAUUUGUGCUUUUCAACUCGAUAGGUUUUUCGAUGUCGCUUUUCAUGAUCAACAUCCUCACAAGCAAAUUUCCAUUGCAAUUUGAGCUUCAAAUUUGUAUGAUUGCAAUGUUUUUCACAUACAACACCGCGAUGGCCAGCAUUGCACCAAGUAGCGUAAAGCUCUUCACCAUCAUAAUUACGACAGUCAUUUCUUCAAUCACACCACUUCUAACGAGAAACUUGACAGCUUUCUCUUAUGCUUAUCUACUCAACGUGGUACGGUUACAACAAAAUGGUUCCUUUACAUGCCACAUUAUAGCUCCAAGUUGGACUAUAGUCGCAACAGAUGAUUACACAGAACAAGGAGCUCAGAAUGUUAAAGGAGGCCAAGUUACCGAGAUUGGUGGCAAAGCUUUCUCCACUAGAAAACAAUAA
Molecule: messenger RNA, 1496 nt
Organism: Theobroma cacao (cacao)
Lineage: Eukaryota; Viridiplantae; Streptophyta; Magnoliopsida; Malvales; Malvaceae
Product: ankyrin repeat-containing protein BDA1-like
Cellular component (GO): plasma membrane
Molecular function (GO): protein binding
Source: RefSeq, a predicted model, not a curated record